CUCAAGCAUUAGCACCAACAAGCUCUGAGCAUCAUCAGUCUCUGGAAAGCCUUCUGAAUUAGACAAGGGCUGCCUCUCAGCACAGCUACAAAACACUUUAAACCUGACCAGCUAAAUGGAUAAACCUAGCCUGCAUAGCUUUUAAACUGGGGUCUCAUACAGCACAGGAGGCCUACUUGCUUCAAGAACUGAAAAUCCAGAGGAUGAAUUGCUUUAUCUGGGAAUGGCAAAAGCCAGCACAAUAAGGAAUGCCAGGUAUUCUGAAGAUUUUCUCUUUUUUUCCUGUCUUUUUACAGAGAAGUUGGUUACCUUCGAGAUGGGCUGUAGCUCUUUUGCACAGAUUGCCAAUUAGUGCUGAUGGGUCUCUGGUGAAUUAAUUACACAAUGGUCCUCAGAGCCUAGAGGCCCUCUCCCCCCCCAACAGCUUCCUUCUCCCUGCCCCCACCUCCCACCCCAUGCUGAUAUUUUUUAUAUAUGUAUACAUAUUUUUUGCCUGUCCUCUCCGGGGAAGUUUGUAUGGAGCUACUGGCUCACAUGCGGGAUCGGAAUGGUGUGAAUGACAGCCGCACUGUGUCAUGAAGGUGGUGGCGGUUUCAGCCCCAGAUACCAAAUAAGAAGAAAGCUGAGAGAGGGGGGAACUGUUUUUGGAUGACAAAGGAUGGGUUUCCAUUUAAUUACGCAGCUGAGAGGCAUGCGUGUGGUGCUAGUGCUACUCCCUACGCUGCUGCUCGUUAUGCUCACGGGGGCUCAGAGAGCUUGCCCAAAGAACUGCAGAUGUGAUGGCAAAAUUGUGUACUGUGAGUCUCAUGCUUUCGCAGAUAUCCCUGAGAAUAUUUCUGGAGGGUCCCAAGGCUUAUCAUUAAGGUUCAACAGCAUUCAGAAACUCAAAUCCAAUCAGUUUGCCGGCCUUAACCAGCUUAUAUGGCUUUAUCUUGACCAUAAUUACAUUAGCUCAGUGGAUGAAGAUGCAUUUCAAGGGAUCCGUAGACUGAAAGAAUUAAUUCUAAGCUCCAACAAAAUUACCUAUCUGCACAAUAAGACAUUUCACCCGGUUCCCAAUCUCCGCAACCUGGACCUCUCCUACAACAAACUUCAGAUGUUGCAGUCGGAACAAUUUAAAGGCCUUCGGAAACUCAUCAUUUUGCACUUGAGGUCAAACUCAUUAAAGACUGUGCCAAUAAGAGUUUUUCAAGACUGUCGAAAUCUUGACUUUCUGGAUUUGGGUUACAAUCGUCUUCGAAGCCUGUCCCGAAAUGCUUUUGCCGGCCUCUUGAAAUUAAAGGAGCUUCACUUGGAGCACAAUCAGUUUUCCAAGAUCAACUUCGCUCAUUUUCCACGUCUCUUCAACCUGCGCUCAAUCUACUUACAGUGGAACAGGAUUCGCUCCAUUAGCCAAGGCUUGACAUGGACUUGGAGUUCCUUGCACAACUUGGAUUUAUCAGGGAAUGACAUCCAAGGAAUUGAGCCGGGCACAUUUAAAUGUCUGCCCAAUUUGCAAAAAUUGAAUUUGGAUUCAAACAAGCUUACCAACAUCUCCCAGGAAACUGUCAAUGCAUGGAUAUCAUUAAUAUCCAUCACUUUGUCUGGAAAUAUGUGGGAAUGCAGUCGGAGCAUUUGUCCUCUAUUUUACUGGCUUAAGAAUUUCAAAGGAAAUAAGGAAAGCACCAUGAUAUGUGCAGGACCUAAGCAUAUCCAGGGUGAAAAGGUUAGUGAUGCAGUGGAAACAUAUAAUAUCUGCUCUGAAGUCCAGGUGGUCAACACAGAAAAAUCACACCUGGUGCCCCAAACUCCCCAGAAGCCUCUGAUUAUCCCUAAACCUACAGUCUCCAAAUCUGACCCCACACAGCCCAUGCUUGCCACACCAAGCCCUUCCACAGGGUUUCAGAUUCCUGGCACAGAGCAAGAGUAUGAGCAUGUUUCAUUUCACAAAAUUAUUGCAGGGAGCGUGGCUCUCUUUCUGUCUGUGGCCAUGAUCCUCUUGGUGAUCUAUGUGUCUUGGAAACGCUACCCAGCCAGCAUGAAACAACUUCAGCAACACUCUCUUAUGAAGAGGCGGCGGAAAAAGACCAGAGAGUCUGAAAGACAAAUGAAUUCCCCUUUACAGGAGUAUUAUGUGGACUACAAGCCUACAAACUCUGAGACCGUGGAUAUAUCCGUUAAUGGAUCUGGGCCCUGCACAUAUACCAUCUCUGGCUCCAGGGAAUGUGAGCCCCCGCACCGAGUGAAGCCCUUGCCCUACCACAGCUACGAGCAGCCGGUGAUCGGGUACUGCCAGGCGCACCGGCCGCUCCGCGUCAGCCAGGGCUACGAGGCCACGUCUCUGGAGCAGGACGAGGCCCCCGGCCUGGACCUUGGGCGCGACCGCAGCUUCAUCGCCACCAUCGCCAGGUCGGCAGCGCCCGCCAUCUAUCUGGAGAGACUCACAAACUGACACGCGGGAGCCAGGCCUGGAGCACCCUGCCCUGGAAGCAGGGUGCAUCUUCAUCCACGCCGGCCCGUGUUCCUGCGUAAACGCUUCUGACUUAAAGGAAAGGAACCCAGAACUGCUUCCAAGAGGGCAGCAGACCGCCUGCACAAUAGUCGAGAGAACUACAGACUCUCUUUGCUCUCAACCGUAAAAUACCCAAAAAUGCUCCUGGAUGUAAAUAGUACAAGUGUCAAGUUCUUAUAAAAGUAGAUUUCACCCCAGCUACAUAGAGGUUUGUUUGUAUAUUUACUUUUUCUACACUGCAUGGUUCCUGGGCUGGAGAACCACAGGGCAGGGAAAAAACCUGGGGUGGGUGGGAAGUCGGGGUGACAAUCCAGUUUUCCUUGUUAGGCGUGUGGAAUUCUGGCACUUUAUUUCAAUCGCUUUAUUUCACUUUUCCUUUUUAAAAUGCUGUUUGUUCUUGUUUGCUUUGUUUUACUUUAUUUUUUCCUGGUCACGUGAUUCUGUUCCAAUGCUGAACACGGGCAUUAGCGCUUGUCGUACCAAAACAAAAUGUGCUUUAACACAGACCGCAGUGAAACAGCAUCUGACCACAAAGU
This is a messenger RNA of Manis javanica (Malayan pangolin), 3027 nucleotides long. RefSeq names its product leucine rich repeat transmembrane neuronal 4 (gene LRRTM4). The record is from RefSeq and is a predicted model, not a curated record. Gene Ontology annotation, molecular function: protein binding. Gene Ontology annotation, cellular component: plasma membrane. NCBI's taxonomy places the organism in Eukaryota, Metazoa, Chordata, Mammalia, Pholidota, Manidae.